CUUAAAUUUAUAUAACUGCAAAAUAAAUAAAUGAGUUAGUCUGAUUUGGAUAGACAAAUAGCUUAGCUUAGAAACUGUGAGAACAUAACUGAAGGUUAUGUACAAAGGCACGAGAAAUUCUUGUUGAAGAAAGCAAUGUGCAAAGAGUGGAUGCACCUAUGAC
Molecule: messenger RNA, 163 nt
Organism: Paramecium sonneborni
Lineage: Eukaryota; Ciliophora; Oligohymenophorea; Peniculida; Parameciidae
Source: the annotation of a GenBank genome assembly